This is a messenger RNA of Racocetra fulgida, 202 nucleotides long. NCBI's taxonomy places the organism in Eukaryota, Fungi, Glomeromycota, Glomeromycetes, Diversisporales, Gigasporaceae. The record is from the annotation of a GenBank genome assembly.
ACUGAAGAGAAUGAGACUCAGACUUUUUUAAAUCUUCAUAGCGAAGACAAUGAUCCCUUAUUCCUUCAUGCCAAAGAUUCUGAACAAACAGCCACCAAUAAAAGACAUUGCACCGAUGAGCCGGUUCUCGAGAGACAAGACAAAGAAAUGACAUCUCUUUGUAAUACUGAGAAGGCUCCUAAAAAGUCAGGACAGGAGCAAA